This is a messenger RNA of Psylliodes chrysocephalus, 1589 nucleotides long. The record is from the annotation of a GenBank genome assembly. Lineage: Eukaryota; Metazoa; Arthropoda; Insecta; Coleoptera; Chrysomelidae.
CAAGAAAUUAAAAUUCAAAGAGAUUUAUUUGGACGUAUGCUAGGAAUUUCAAUGGAUUACAAAGUAGAUAUUUCAAAAAUUUUAUCUUACCCAAUUACUUCAGUGCCAUUGUCCAUGUGCCAUUUGGAUGGAACUAUUUGUAAAACUGAUAAAUCUGCUUUGAUUAAAAGUUUAGAGAAAGAGGUCCAACAUGAGCAACCAGGUCAUAUUGAUGUUCUAAUCAUUGAUGGUUUUUUCUUGUUGCACGCAAUGAAAAUUGUUCCUUUGGAAAUAUUUCAAAAAAAAUGUUACAAAUGGUCACUCAAUUACAAGCAUCGAGAAUUGAUGUUAUCUUUGAUCAACGAUUAUGAACAUUCACAACGAUUUGAAUCUGCAAAAUUAGAGUUUACAAUAACUGGGCCUGAGCAAGUUCGACCAAGUGAUUUUGCGAAAGAAUUGAAAAAUUUGAAUUUUAAAGAAGCUCUUGUUGAUUUCUUCAUUUCACAUUGGGCUACUGAUGAAGCGGUGCCAUUUAUUCAAAAUAAAAUUAUAAACGUAAAUUUCAGACAAUGUCAUUCAUUUACUGUUAAUAGUUCUAAUCACGUUGUUUUAAGUGUAGAUGAAGAGUUGUCAUACCCAGAACAUGAGGAAGCACAUACUAAGAUAGUAUAUCAUACGUGUAACAUCAACUAUCAAGCAAAUAUAGUAAUCAGAAAUGUUGAUACUGAUAUUGCUGCUAUAAUGCUUGGAAACAUGCAUCAUCUUAAAAACGAUUCAUGUGUGUGGAUCCUUACAGGUACUGGAAAUAACUUAAGAUAUGUUAGCCUAACCAAAAUACACGCAGAGUUGGGAGAUUUUAUUUGUCGAAGCUUACCUGGGUUUCAUGCAAUCUCAAGAUGUGAUUACAAUCCUGCAUUUUUCAGGAAAGGAAAAUUAAAACCUUACAAAAUAUUGAAAAAACAUCAGGAGUACUAGAAAGCUUUCAUGAAGUUUUGUAACAAUAAAUUAAUUUAAGACAACGAUGAACAACGAAACGUUUUUAAUAUUGUCUGGAAAUUCUUAUGCAACAUAUACAAUGUCGGUAGUAUAAUUGAUGUUGAUGCUGCGCGCCUUCAAAUGUUCAUUGAUUCAUAUACGGUCUCUGAUGUGAACGGAGCUUUUGAUCGAAACAAAUUUCGGAAUUUCGACGCCAGCAAUCUACCACCAUGUAAAAGCGAACUGUUACAACAAUUUUUACGAGCAAAUUAUAUAUGUUGUAUUUGGAACAAUGCUCACCUAAAAUGUCCAACCAUAUAUAAGCCAGAAAAUAAUGGUUGGGUACAAGAAAAUAACCAAUACCAUUUUAAAUGUUUUAAAGGGGAUCAGCUACCAAAUUAUGUCAGUGAUUCGUUAGAAAUUAUAUCAGAAACUGACGAAGAAGGUGAUAUUGACAUCAAUCAAGAGGACUGGAGUAGUAGUGACGAAGAUUGUGAAAAUAUUGACGACAAAGAUGAAAAUUCUGAGCAUUACUAAAUCAUGUUUUGUAUACAAUAAUAUUUUUUUUAACUCUGUAAUAAUUAUAAGAAUAUUUUUUACUUUCUAUAUUAUGGCUAUGAAUAUAAUAAAAAUAU